UUGACAAUCAUCUCCAACAUUCGUUCAUCACUUGCUUUACACACUCGCUUCAUAAGCUUUUUAUUGUUCAACCCUCGCUUUUGCAUCUUUGUUUCGUUUCUGUCAUGUCUGAUUCGAAACCACAUGCCUACUACUUUGUUCCACGCAAGCCGGUAUCGGCAGACUCCGAAACGGGCUACAGCCUUCAAAGGACUUUGACUCGAUCUCGAUCUAGCUUAUGGCGAGGAUGGAGUCCAGGGCUACCUUCAUUCACAGAGUAUGAGAGAACAGCAUACAAAUUUCCCUGGCUUCAAAACCCAGUGGAGGAAUCAGGUAGCAGGCAUCCCGGGAUUAUCUUGGAAACGUCUGCUCAUGACGAUCGUUCACAUUUGCUUUCUCAUGACGAUACGCAGGCAGGGCCCUCUGCAGAUGUUCCCCUCGAGGAAAAGCCUGCACAAGAGAUCAAACCUGAUGAUCCUGAAGACCCAGACCUGGUAACAUGGUCUGGGCCUGACGACCCAAUGAACCCAAAGAACUGGGCCAGGCACAAGAAAUGGACGGCAACCAUCUUGGUCUCAUGUUUCACAUUCAUAUCGCCCGUCUCCUCAACCAUGUUAGCUCCAGCAUUAGAUACCCUUGCCGACGACUUUGACGUCGAGUCCGACAUUGAGACGUACCUCCUCAUGUCUAUCUUUCUGCUCGCGUACGCAGUGGGACCUUUCGUUCUUGCACCGUUGUCAGAGAUGUACGGGCGUGUUGUUGUGCUCCAGUCUGCGAAUAUGUUUUACUUGAUCUUCAACACCGUCUGCGGCUUCUCUGCUUCAAAGGAACAGAUGUUGGCUUUCCGAUUUCUUAGUGGACUCGGUGGAAGUGCUCCCCAAGCUCUUGGUGGAGGCGUGCUGAGUGAUUGCUGGAGAGCCGAAGAGAGGGGCACAGCGACUGCCAUAUACAGUCUUGCUCCCUUUCUUGGGCCUGCUGUUGGGCCUAUCGCUGCCGGUUACCUAACUCAAUACCUCUCAUGGCGCUGGAUCUUCUGGACCGUCUCCAUCGCUGAUGCGGUCGUCCAGAUUCUCGCCUUUCUCUUCCUCUUUGAGACAUAUGCCCCCAAGAUCUUGGCAGCCAAGGCCAAAAUACUGCGCAAGAAGACGGGUAACGCGAACCUGCGUACGGAAUUCGAUCAUCCAGACAGGACAUUUGCACAGACUUUACGGAAGAAUCUGAUCAGACCAUUCAGGAUGCUCUUUACUCAGCCAGCACUGCAGAUCACCGCGGUGUACAGGGCGUACUUAUAUGGCCUCAUGUAUCUUGUCCUCGCUUCGUUCCCUUAUGUGUGGAGCGAGCAAUACGACAUGGAGCCCGGCCCGGCUAGUUUGAACUACAUCUCACUUGGUGUUGGCUUCGUGAUUGGACUGCAGAUAUCUGGGCCCCUCAUCGAUAAGGUCUAUCGCAAACUCAAAGCACAAAACAACGACACAGGGCGUCCAGAGUUCAGAAUCCCCCUAAUGUUCCCCACAGCCAUCAUCACCCCUGUCGGCCUCCUCCUGUACGGAAUCGCAGCACACUUUGAAGUCCACUGGAUCGUUCCAAACAUUGGGGCGGCGAUUCUGGCCGCUGGUCUCAUUGUAUCUUUUCAGUGUGUGCAGACGUAUGUCAUCGACUCGUAUGAGAGGUAUACAGCCAGCGCAGCAGGGGCGGCGGCCUUUGUACGGACAAUGGCUGGUUUCAGCUUCCCUUUAUUUGCACCGAGAUUAUACGAUGUGUUGGGUAUUGCCUGGGGUAAUGUGCUGCUUGCCGGGAUUGUCUUUGUUAUGGGAUUGAUUGUGCCGUUUGUGAUGUGGAGAUGGGGCGCUUGGCUGAGAAGCAAGAGCCAGUAUUGUGCUGGUUGAGUAGAUCUCACAUGUGAGAUGCGUACUAGUCUCACAAAAUUUUGGAAUAGAGUUGCGAUAUCAAGAAUGAUUUACGAUAGAUAACUAGAAUUAUGACCAC
This is a messenger RNA of Colletotrichum acutatum, 1965 nucleotides long. RefSeq names its product MFS multidrug transporter. Gene Ontology annotation, molecular function: transmembrane transporter activity. Lineage: Eukaryota; Fungi; Ascomycota; Sordariomycetes; Glomerellales; Glomerellaceae. The record is from RefSeq and is a predicted model, not a curated record. The transcript has 6 exons. Gene Ontology annotation, biological process: transmembrane transport. The coding region runs from base 105 to 1865 and encodes 586 amino acids.